AUGGGUCUUCCUCAACAAACAAACACUCCCGUCGAGAAGCCAUCGACCUCCGAGACGGCAGAGACCACCACCGACUCCAUCCCUGCCGCCGACGUCAGCACACAGAACAGCUCUCUGGGCGCCACGAAUAGCUCAGAACUGGCUGGAGGUGCCAUGGGCGGUACCCAGGGUGAUGCUGAGAGAGCGGCUGAGAAGCUCUACGAGGAGAGAAUGGAAGUGAGUAACCACCGCGAUGAGCCUCUGUCGGACACAAUAUGCUAA
Aureobasidium vineae is the source of this 261-nucleotide messenger RNA. The record is from the annotation of a GenBank genome assembly. NCBI's taxonomy places the organism in Eukaryota, Fungi, Ascomycota, Dothideomycetes, Dothideales, Saccotheciaceae.